Messenger RNA from Vanessa atalanta (red admiral), 2434 nucleotides. RefSeq names its product TBC1 domain family member 7 (gene TBC1d7). Bases 157 to 1041 code for a protein of 294 amino acids. Gene Ontology annotation, molecular function: GTPase activator activity. Gene Ontology annotation, biological process: negative regulation of TOR signaling; activation of GTPase activity. Lineage: Eukaryota; Metazoa; Arthropoda; Insecta; Lepidoptera; Nymphalidae. The transcript is spliced from 6 exons. The record is from RefSeq and is a predicted model, not a curated record.
CAAGCUAAAUAUUUGUCACCAACGACUCGGCGAGGGUUUAUUAUUAAUACAAAGUAUAAAGUUAUUAAUUGGUAAUAGUGAUUGAAUUAACUGUUUUAUUCUAUUAAUGUCUUUCAAUAAGCGUUCCUUCUGAUCGCCUCACUUUACGUCGAGGAAAUGGCAGACGAAAGAAACUUUCGAUCGUCUUAUUAUGAAAAAGUUGGCUGCCGCGGUGUAGAGGAGAAGAAAUCUUUGGAAAUACUUAUGAAAGAGAAGCCCUGGGACAGGGUUAAGCUUAAACAAUUCUGUCUACGUUUUACUGUUCCUGCUGCUUAUAGGAAUUUGGUAUGGAAAGUGUUACUCGAUAUUCUCCCAGUUUAUGCAGAUUCACACCAAUUUGUAGCAGAGCAACGCACAGACCAAUAUAACCAUAUGCUGUACGCAGUGGAAAUGUUAGAACUAGUUGAUAUGAAAGCCCCUCGCAGUGAGAUUCUUCUAGCUAUGUGGCUACUUGAAAAUGAAGAACGGAAACCACCUAAAUUCCCAGAAACCAAUUAUAAUUCGGCCGACACAUUUAUACCAAUAGCCAACACAUUACUCCAGCUUUACGAUGAUGAGGUGGACGUCUAUUGGCUAAGUAAGAUGCUGACGGAGAUAGUUCGUAACAUGCAAAAAGAAUUACCAAAAUUGAAGGAAGCCUUUCAAAGCAUGCUCGAAAAAGAAGAUGGAGAACUAUAUAACCAUCUUGUCGAGAAGAAAGCACUAGACGUUUUACCUUUGACAAAAUGGUUCAAUUGCUGUUUUGCUGGAGUAUUAGACGACACAUCACUUACAAAGAUAUGGGAUAAAAUCUGUAGUGGGGCACCAAAGAUCCUGUCCUUUGUGGCUGUGACACUAGUUAUAACUUUAAGAAGAAAUAUACUUAAAGCCAGAAACGGUGAUGAAGUACUUAAGUGUGUAUCAGAGAUACCUGAACAAUGUGAAGAGGUGGUAGCGAAUAAAGCCAUUGAAUUAUGGCAAUACUACGCUCAACCACAGAAUGAUCAGCUUGCGAAGAAAUGAUGUAUGACCUUCUAAUGAGUUCGCCUCAUUAGAAGAAAACAUUUGACAGUGCCGACAGCCACUCAACCUACCAAAUUAUUAAAAUUUGUUUGAUAAAACCUCUAAAGCUCAUUAGUAAUUAAUGUUAACGGCACAAGUUCUAUUAUGCUCUCUUGGACUAUUAACUAAUGCAUUGUAGCGAGUGUUACGGUUAGGUGGAUAAGGAAUAUGUAUAUAUUAUUACUAUUUUAAUGGCAGUGCUAGAUACAUACUAAAUUUAUGUAAGCAAUAAAAUUGUAAGCUAGCCGACCACUGGAUUUGAACAUAUAACAGAAGAAACCACCAUAAAACUCAGUUGUUACUUUUUAUCAAUCACGCGAAUCACUUAAAAUUGUACUAAUAUAUCCUUUGUGAACAACAAAUGUUGAUCUAAGUGAUCUUUUAUAUCAUUAAUUUUAUUAUCUGUGUGAUUUAAUAUAGAAUAGAAUACUAUGCUCCAAGAAGGAUGAUAUAUGAUAUAUUUGCAUAAACCAAUCAAAAUCAUUAAUUUGACAAGCAUUCUUUUAAUUUUCACAUCAGCAAUAUAGAAGGUAUAUGUGAGCAAUAUGUUGGUCCUGUAAGCUAUAUAGAACUACUUUAAUAGUUAUAAUUAUUAUGUAAAAUUUAACAUAUUCUUUAGAAAAAAAAAAUGAAAUGUAUUUGAUUUAAAAAAUGGCUUGAGUGUAGCUGUAUUAUAAGCUAUGUUUUAUAUAAAAAAGUGAUAUUAUAUGGACAAUUGUGAAUAAUGCUUUAUUAAAUAUACAAAAUAAUAAUUUGUAGUAGUGAAAUUGUAUUAAUAUUCAGUGUUAAGGGCAGUCCCUCACUAGGAGAUUUCACUUGUUUCGUAACAGUUCAGAUUCGAGGCAUUACAUUGAGCAACCUGGGCAAUUCUACUAACAAAUUGUCACUUUAUCGCAAUCGAGUCGGAACGUUAUCGUUGCCGUUCAGCAGGUGAAUCGAGAUCUAUAUUAAUAAAUAGAAUUGGCCUUCAGUGACGGUGAAGCUGAGUUUUAUUUGUAUUAGCUUGAAGUUGAAUCGGAACGGGACACUAUCAUAACCGUUAUAUGUUAGUAGAAUUGUCCUGCAAUGAUUCAAUUUGUAGAAUUACACUAGAGAAGAACACACAUUAAAGUGUACAUUUCGCCGAUUUUUAAAUAAUUCGCGAGUGAUACCUGUGAGGGACCGCUCUAAGGCAAAACAUAUUUUGUAUGAUCAGCAAGCUAUAUCUAGUAUAAGUCGUGGUUACAAUGUCUAACGCAGAAAAUUACUAUAACGUUAUGGCAUUAACAUUUUGAAUAUAAUAAUAUUUUUACACAAGAAAUUUAGCGCGUCUGUUGAAUGAUGCAUUGUAAUACUAUUAAAAUAUUUGAAACAA